This is a messenger RNA of Lagopus leucura (white-tailed ptarmigan), 5499 nucleotides long. RefSeq names its product tRNA methyltransferase 9B (putative) (gene TRMT9B). Gene Ontology annotation, biological process: tRNA wobble uridine modification. The transcript has 6 exons. Gene Ontology annotation, molecular function: tRNA binding; S-adenosylmethionine-dependent methyltransferase activity. The record is from RefSeq and is a predicted model, not a curated record. Gene Ontology annotation, cellular component: cytoplasm; nucleus. The coding region runs from base 3524 to 4888 and encodes 454 amino acids. Lineage: Eukaryota; Metazoa; Chordata; Aves; Galliformes; Phasianidae.
CGCGUUAGGAUCGCUGCCGGAGGCGGUGCGAGGCGGAGCAGCCGAUUUUCUCGAACGUUUUUUGUUCGCUGUGUAUCGUGCUUGUAGGAUGGCGGCUGAUGCAGUCGCUGGUCAGAUAAUGCCGUAACUGCCGGUUGUUGCAGAGAAUCUCCAGUUUUCCGGGAGCAUAAAAUAGCGAGCCUAGCGCUUUUGGGAAGCCCCUGAUCUCUGCCUAAAGCGUAACCGCAGCCCGCUUUGAUGGGGGGAUGUUUUGGGUUUCUACGUGUUUGUUAAGCCUCUAAAGAAAGCAUGGAGUCCAUGGCGUGACAUCCGGCUGUGCUGUCGGAACUCAUUCCCUCUCAAGCCUAUCCUUUGCGUUUACAGUGCCUUUCUGCUUCCUGAAGUCAAAUAUGAGAGAUACUGUGGGAGUUGAAAUAUCAAGGGAGAACGUUGGACAGCUUUUAAAUGUGGAGAGAUAGCAGUCUUAAAAUGACUGUUCAUGAAAGUAGUCAACAUAAGUUAGGAAGUGACAGCCUCAGGAAAGAUUGAAGUAAAGGGUGCUUGGAGUGUGGACUUGAAUGGUGGUGGGAUAAGGUGGAAUGGUUUGAGUCACCAUGGAUAGUUGCAGUGGUUCUGGGUUUUUUUUUUUAAGCUUAUGAGGAAAUACAAGGACAAAGUUUCAAGGAAACUAGCAGAGAUUUCAAACAAAACUCUUUAGGAAAUAGGGUGAAUUGGCAUCAAAGAGAGCAAUACUUUUUCAUUUCAGAUUAGAUUACCCAUGGAAACAGAAAAACAGGGCAACAUUCAGGGGGUUGUGGAAAUUCAUUGAAAUGCUAGAGUUAGGAUGAUAAUAAAGUAGAAAUAAAAACCCUUUUUCACCAUUUCCAAUGAAUCUUUUGAAAGUUCACAUGUUAACAUACUGGUCAUUUGAACAGUAUUAUCAGCUCAAAUCAGCUUUUUAAAAAAUUUUUUUUAUUCCCAGAUUACAAGAAUAAAAUAGAUCUUUGCUAACUGGAGUGUCUUAGGGCAGAAGAGCACAGCUUUAUCCACCAGUCCUCCACUUCAAACCAAUUAGAAACAGUGAGAGAUGAGAGUUUGGAUUGGAUGGAUGAAUGGGUUGAUAGGGAGCCUGACACUAUCCUGCUCCCACCAGUUUUAGAAAUCUAUCUUUAGUAUCUUCCUUCACAGCUUAUUCUUUGUGUGAGUAUACUUACUGUCACUGUAAGCCUUUACUGUCUGCUCAUGUUUGUGACACAUUCUGCUCUACAUUCGUAGCUGUCCUCAUUUCUCUUGGAAAUUCAGGACUUCAUGCAUCCAAAAAACAUUGUCUAGAUUUAGAUAGAAAAAGUGUUUUUCUUGUUCUGUGUGACUGCAGAAAGACACUGAAGCAUUUCACUAAAGACCUCAAAUAUGUUGUUAAAUACAUCAGCAGUAUGUUGCAGGUAGGGAAGCCUCUGGAUAACAGAUAAUUUUGGAUCAUGGCGCAUUAGGGUUGGGCUCAAGAUGUGUUGAAAGAAGUUCAUAGUAAAGAAUCUCUUACAUAAAAUUAAUCACUUCCUUGUCAGGAAAUUCCCAGGACACGGAUCUCUGGAAUGUGGCACAUUACUUGAGGACAAAUUUGCCUGCAUGAGCUGCAACAAAGUUGCUUUUCCAGCUUGGCCUUCAACGUCCAGGUAAGUAUAUCAGAUCUAGACAGCUACAGCUAUCUCUGGCAUUUUUGUGCAGUACUGCAGCGUGGGUUUUUCAAGAAAUUCUAACUCUCUUCUAACUAACUUCUGAAAUAGGGCAUUCAAAGUUAUUUAAUUACACUUACUAAGUAUGAUAGCACUAUUGAAUAGAAAAAAAGCCACUACAGAUGGGAUAAAUGGUUAACUACGUUAGGUAAGGAUCCCAUGAAAAAUAGAAAGAAGGCAAAGUAUAACAGCUGAAAAUACCAGCAAAAGACAUAUACAGAUGAGCAAAGAGGGAGUUUAUUGGUGAGAUCCAAUAAAGGACUUGCAUACCUAAAGCAAGCUUUAAGAGGAAUUUAAGUACUGAGGUUCUAAAAAAGAGAUCUAAGAAAUCUCGCACAGCUGCUGCCUAACUGGGAAGAUGCCUGAAGUCAGAAAACUUUUUAAUUUAUAUCCCUAGAGUGGCUAGGGUUUUAUUUCUGCAGCAGCUGGAACUGCUGCAGAACUUCUCUGCACUUACUCUUAAACCAGAACAGUCUUCAACUGAGUUGUCUAAGUGACUCUAUUUUGUCAGUAUUUUCAGGCCCCACCAAACACACUGUUGUAUUCAGAGAUUCUUAAAGUUAGGUGUAUGUGCUUGCUUUUCACAUUUACGUGAAGGAUGGUGAGAUGGAGUAACUUUUUAUUUAACAAUCUAUCUUCAGUUAUGUAUCUGAGCUGCAAGAUUCAGUUUGGUUCUAUUUAGGAGUUUUCAAACUUGUCUCAUCUCUCCAAGUAAUUUAUCCUAAAGUGUGACAGCAUGAAUUUAAAUUGUCUUGGGAGCAUGAAUUAGAGAUGAGGAUGUCAUUUCCUGCUGAAUGCCCUAUUCUUUGGGAUAAAUCUCACACUUUAUUUCUGUCCCUAUAGACUUUGAAUCCUUUUCUUCUCAGUGGCACAGCUUUAACAGGAUCAGAGCAGAGUCAUCUUUGUUUUUAAUAUCCUAUUUCUUGUUGAGUAGAAUCACUUUUCUUUAUUCAAAGAAAAUAUUUAUUGAUUUAAAUCUUUUUGAUUUAAUGAGGGCCUGCAAUGGCAAUGGGUUGCUCUAUGAGAGGUGUUUUUCUUCCUUCUGUUAUCUCCGCCAUGAUUUAACAGACUGGUAGUUGGAUCCUACAGAUAGAGAGGACUGUGGAGAGGACACAUCAGUGAAAAAUUAAAAAAAAAAAAAUUAAAAAAAAAAUUGGAAUUGCAUAAUUUUUGUGUCCAGAUAACUCAUUCUUUUACUGGUGCUGGGAUUAAAUGUAUUCCCAUCAAAAAUGAUAGUCAUCACACUUAACUAUUGAUAUGGGUGUUUUUGUGUAUGUUUUUAUAUAUGUUAGCAUCAAUUGCUCUUGAUGAGCAAGAUGCAGUAAUCUGAUCUGAUGAUUAUAUUUUGGAGUUGUGAAAAUACAGUGGCUGCCUUGAAGACACCAAUUUGAAUUGCUUGUUGCCCUGUUCUUGUGUUCAUUUUUCCCCCAUGGUGCGAUAAGACCUAUAAAGAUAUGCGUUUCAAAAGAUAGCAGAAUUUUUCUACACUUGCAGGGCAAUGCAAUUCUAAAUGUGAUCAAUAAGUUUUUAUUUUAGGCUUCUCUGGUUUGAAAACCUUGUUUAGCUCCAAGUAUGAUACAAGUAAUGUUUGUCUUCUCUUUAGGAAGAGAUUCCUUGGACUGAUUGGACUUCUUCCUUCUGCUAUUUUGCCUGGUGCUUUUCAUGCUAUUGUUUGCUCUGUCAAGGCCUAAAUGCUCCAAGCGUGACCCACAGAGAAUAAUGUUGUCUUCUCCUGUGUGAUGACAUUGAGCAGAACAACAUUUUGCUUCAAAAGAGAUGUCUGAAAGUCUUCAGAAAGUGAGUUGCAUGGGAUGGAACAUGAGGCUACCCAGCUAGAAAAGCAGCAUGUGCAUAGUGUGUAUGAAAAUACAGCUGCCUACUUUAAUGAUCUGCAGAGCAAAGCAUGGCCUCGUGUGAGAAACUUUCUGUUGGAGCAAAAGCCUGGCAGUCUCGUUGCUGACAUAGGUUGUGGAACUGGAAAAUAUCUCAGUGUCAACAGUCAGGUGUACAAUCUUGGCUGUGAUUACUGUGGACCAUUGGUAGAAAUUGCAAGGAAGAGAGGUGAAGAAGUUCUGGUUUGUGACAACCUUAACCUUCCCUUUAGGGACCAGUGCUUCAAUGCAGUCAUUUCCAUUGGAGUGAUCCAUCAUUUCUCAACUAAACAAAGAAGAAUCAAAGCAAUAAAGGAAAUGGCGAGAGUACUGAUGCCUGGGGGCCAGAUGAUGGUUUAUGUUUGGGCUAUGGAACAAAAGAAUCGCCACUUUGAGAAACAAGAUGUAUUUGUUCCCUGGAACAAGGCCUUGUGCUCACGGCAUUUUUCAGAAUCGAAUCAAUCUGGAGAUAAGGGAGAGUUUGUGCAUGCAGUAAAAAGCCAAGAUAUAUACCCUGCAGAGGUACUGAGCUCUGAGUACAGCUACCAAACCAAUCUACAACCAGAAACUGAUUCAAAACAUCCCCACAGUAUGGACCAUUGUUUAUCCAGAGCCUGCUGCAUGAAAAUUUCUGAAGAGGAAAAUAGAUUUUACAGUGCUCUUGGAAGAUCUUUCCGCUCAUGGUUUUUCUCCAGAUCCCUUGAUGAAUCAGCCCUCAGAAAGCAAACUGAAAAGUUGAAGCCUCUGAAGAAUGAAGGAGAAUGGACAAACAGUACCGUGCCUAUUCAGCAGUCACGACACUGCAGUUUGGAUUUAGGUCAUCAUAGGGCACUGCUAAAAGAACAAUGUGUAGAUGAUGAUGAUGUAUUUGUAGAAAGCUCACCUGUCAAAAAACUGCCAUGGUCACAAGCCAUACAUGCACUGAAGGAUUUGAGUUUAAAUGGAGGACACCGAAGUGCAGCUCAGAGCAAAGAUGAAGAAGCUACAUUUAUAAAUGGCCCAGUGGAAGAAAAGGACCACAGCUGCAGCUGUAAUAAAGAUGAUGCUGUUAAGUCUAAUGCCAGCAAGUUUUUCAAAAGAACUUCAACAACUGACUCCACUGACUCUGCUUUGGAUUCAGCAGUGUCUGUUGGGGACCAAAGUGAUGACACACUGGAUACAAAAGCCUUCAUGCGCUAUUAUCAUGUUUUUCGGGAAGGGGAGCUUUGCUCUCUGAUAGAAGAGAAUGUGCCUGAGCUUCUGAUACUUUCUUCCUGCUAUGACCAUGGAAACUGGUGCAUUAUUGCAGAGAAAAGAGGACAAUAGCUGUAAACAGGACAAAACAAUGUAGUGACUGAGGAUUUUAAGCUGCUCCUUGUGUUCCUGUGACUGUACAGUGUGAUGUGGAAUUUCAAUCCCUUGUAGUCAUGUGCCAUUCAUUCCCGAGUUUAUUACAUAUGUAAAUAUUUAAUGCAAAGCCUGUAUAUAGGAAUGUAAGUGGCAAACAAUAUUUAUGUUUUGUUAAACUUUUAUGGAGUUAAAAAUGAAGAGUUUUAUAUUGCUUUUAGCAAACAAUUGUGUUUUUAAAUAUACUUUUCUAUUGAAAAAUAAAACUUUUUUAUAAGACAAGGAAAGGAUCAGGACAUCUUUUAUGAGAAAUAUAAUCUCAGUAGUACAUUCAGGUUUUGUUCUUGAAAAUGCUGAAAGUAGAUUAUUCCCUGUUCUUGAAAUCAUAUGAAUAGAGACAGACACAUUUUGAAAAACACUUGAGUAUAUGCUGCUUGAGUGCAUGCUGCAGAACUGGGAGCAAGCAUGGUCCUAUUGCUACAUAGUUUGGAGUAGAGUUGUUAGUGGGCAAUACUAUGUACAGAACAAGCUCGGCAGCUUCUGUCAUUUGUGACUGAUAUUUCAGAAUAAAUGGCAGAAUGAAUUUUGAA